Messenger RNA from Ananas comosus (pineapple), 2384 nucleotides. Its product is annotated as nodulation receptor kinase-like. Lineage: Eukaryota; Viridiplantae; Streptophyta; Magnoliopsida; Poales; Bromeliaceae. Gene Ontology annotation, biological process: protein phosphorylation. The coding region runs from base 192 to 1856 and encodes 554 amino acids. Gene Ontology annotation, molecular function: protein kinase activity; ATP binding. The record is from RefSeq and is a predicted model, not a curated record. The transcript has 12 exons.
GCAGUUCCCACCUCCUAUUACAAACACCCCCAACAAGCAGACAAGAACGGCGACGUCAGCUCUCCCCUCCAGACUGAAGAAGAAGAAGAAGAAGAAGAAGGAGAAGGCAGACUGCCAUCAUACCCCCUCCCCUCCCAGCCUCGAUCUGACGGUCCCAAAUCCGAAUUCGCGAUGGCGGAACCGUGAAUUGGAUGGCUCUGUUCCUCCUCCUCCUGCUCCUGAUGCUCCUUCCAAUAACAGCAUAUGGGGGCCAAAUGGAUGUAGCGAAGGAGGUAAGGUAUCAGUUGCUGGAGAGAAACCCAGGAAACAAUAUGUUGGAGAAGUGGAAUGGGGACCCCUGCUUGUCUCCUCCCUGGGAAGGCUUCUACUGCCUACCACAGAAUGGCACCUUUGUCAUUUUCAAGCUGGAUCUCUCAUCAAAGAGCUUGCAAGGGCCAAUUCCUACAGCCAUAGGUUACCUAACAGACUUAAUUGAGCUGAAUCUGGAUAAUAAUAACUUCACAGGAUCCAUUCCAGAAUCUUUUGAGUUGCUCAGGAAAUUAUCAAAUUUGUCAAUCAAUUGCAAUCCAUCAUUGAGCGAUCAACUUCCUACAGGGUUAUCAAAAAGGAUGAAUUUUACGUUAAAUUCAAGAAAUUGUUAUGAUCAAGAACAGACACCUCCUCAACGAAAUAAUUACACAGUAGGAAGCAUUGCUGGAGGAUCUCUUGCCUGUACAUUUGCUCUUGGGAUGUUUUUAACUUGUUUCUACAGACGUGUUCGCCCCCCUGCUGAAAGAGGCCACCCAGCUAUAAAGAAUCCAGUAUUUUCAGAGAGCAUUCACGAUCCUACCAACCCUGUGGUACAGCAGUUUCCACUUCAGUACAUCCAAAAUGCCACAGAAAACUACAAAACCUUGAUAGGGGAGGGUGGAUUCGGAGUUGUCUACAAAGGUGUUCUGCCACAUGGUCAAGAAGUGGCUGUCAAAGUUCGAUCGUCCUCAUCAACUCAGGGAACACGCGAGUUCAACAAUGAGUUAAGGAUUCUCUCAACCAUUCAGCAUGACAACUUGGUCCCACUUCUUGGCUAUUGCUGUGAGAAUGAUCAGCAAAUCUUGGUCUAUCCAUUCAUGUCCAAUGGUUCGCUACAAGAUCGUCUUUAUGGUGAAGCAGCAAAAAGGAAAGUGCUUGAUUGGCCUACUAGACUGUCUAUUGCACUUGGUGCUGCUAAAGGUUUGAUGUACCUUCACAAUUUUGCUGGGCGCUGCAUCAUCCACAGGGAUGUCAAAUCUAGCAACAUUCUUCUAGAUCAUAGCAUGAUCGGCAAAGUGACCGACUUCGGUUUUUCAAAAUAUGCGCCUCAAGAAGGGGACAGCGGAGCAUCCCUGGAAGUGAGAGGAACUGCGGGAUACCUGGACCCUGAGUAUUAUUCGACCCAGCAGCUAUCAGCCAAAAGUGAUGUGUUUAGUUUUGGUGUCGUUCUUUUAGAAAUUGUAACAGGAAGGGAGCCUCUCAACAUUCACAGGCCGCGAAAUGAGUGGAGCUUAGUUGAAUGGGCAAAACCGUUUAUAAGAGAGUCAAGGAUCGAAGAAAUCGUGGAUCCGACCAUUAAGAGUCAAUACCACUCAGAAUCAAUGUGGAGAGUGGUAGAGGCUGCCUUGGCAUGUACAGAGCCCUUCGCGACCUUCCGUCCAAGUAUGUCGGAUAUCGUCAGGGAGCUCGAGGACGCCUUAAUAAUCGAGAACAAUGCCUCGGAGUAUAUGAGAUCCAUCGAAAGCACAGGAGGGUCCAACCGCUUCUUAUCUGUAGAGAGGAAGAUGCUUGCUCCAGCCUCUACCACAGGCGAACCGGCUUUGAAUUAUUGUCCAAUUCCUAGAUGAGUCACGCACGAAUCACUAUAAUAUGCAGGUGAAUGAGCUUUUGAUGUAUAAGAUAUCUGGAUCUGCCUUGUUGCAAAACAAAAAUCCACUUGUUCCUUGAUUUUGCAACUUCGGGCCAAACUAUCCUUUUACAGGACCAAAAUUCUCUUGGCUGAAAUUUCCAAUGGAUGUUUUUUCUAGUGCAAAAAACAUAAAAAGGGUGGAUUGCUGCAAAAUCUGAAAUAUAGUGGAUUAUUGUUCCGCAAAAGCCCCAUUCAAUUGGAUUGGCAUGAGAACAUCUAAAUCAAGAUACAGGAGAGGAAACGAAACACUCUUUUAGGUUGUUAUUGUUUGUCCAUGUACAGAGCACUUGCAAACUUUUUCUGAGAAAAAUUCAAAUAGUAUCAGUUUUAGGCCAAUCAAGUGUUCCAAUGACUUGCGACUUCGCAAAAUGAUUUUACAAUUUCAACAUGACACUUUGUGAAAUGAUUUGCAUUAUCCUGCAUUCAGAACAGUUUCAAUUAAGGGUUAAUGUGAUAGUUUAGCUUA